Ilyonectria robusta is the source of this 1785-nucleotide messenger RNA. Its product is annotated as major facilitator superfamily domain-containing protein. Gene Ontology annotation, biological process: transmembrane transport. Lineage: Eukaryota; Fungi; Ascomycota; Sordariomycetes; Hypocreales; Nectriaceae. The record is from RefSeq and is a predicted model, not a curated record. Gene Ontology annotation, molecular function: transmembrane transporter activity. The transcript has 5 exons. Bases 1 to 1785 code for a protein of 594 amino acids. Gene Ontology annotation, cellular component: membrane.
AUGUUUCGAAACCUCUUCGGCUCGCCCUCGACGGCAUCGACCGUCCACCCACCCCGCGUUUUUGCAUCCGAAUACCAGCCAGUCCCUCAUGACGAUAGCGGUGAAGACCACCACGACACAGACAGCGAAAUGGGAAUAGCUUCAAACAGGAAGGGCGGCGAGCCCGCGUCCUACCGCGAUGCUGCAGCCAUGCUGCUGAUCAAGCUUGGUCGCAACCCUGACGAGCACAUCUCCGUGUCCCCCGCGGACGAUGCUCGAAUCCUCCGCCGAAUCGAUCUAGCAUUGCUCCCGCUGAUGCUCGCCGUGUACUUCCUCCAGGCCCUCGACAAAGCCACCCUCUCCUACGCAUCGAUCUUUGGGCUCAUCGACGACACCAACCUGGAGGGCGCGCAGUACUCGUGGCUAGGCAGCAUUGUGUUCCUAGCGCAGUUGGUGAUGCAACCCCCGCUGGCCCUCGCCCUGGUCAAGCUUCCCAUUGGCAAGCUGACCAGCGCCAUGGUCUUGGGUUGGGGAAUGACUCUGGUUGGUAUGACUUGGGCGCACAAUUUCUCACAGUUAAUGGCUGCCCGGUUCUUCCUUGGCGCUUUUGAGGCGAGUGUCGGCCCAAGUUUCAUUGCCAUCACUCAGAUGUGGUGGAGAAGAAGAGAACAGACAAUGAGGAUUGGAUCGUGGUACUGCAUGAAUGGUUUAACUUGGGUGCUCGGUAGUCUCAUCACAUAUGGACUAGCCAGCAUCGAUUCCCACAUGAAACCGUAUCAGGUCAUCUUCCUCUUCUUUGGUGCCAUCACGGUAGGAGUCUCCGUCAUCAUGUUCUUCUGGAUGCCCGACUCUCCCACGGAAGCCAAAUUUCUUAGCGAUGAUGACAAGGUCAUCGCAAUCGAGCGACUGCGAAACAACCACAUGGGUGUAAUGUCACGCGAGUGGAGAUCUUCCCAUGUCUCGGAGACGUUGCUGGAUCUCAAAACCUGGUUCUGGGUUUCCAUGAUAUUCUGCAUCUCAGUGCCAUCCAAUGGCAUCUCCACGUUUGGGCCACUCAUCAUUCAGUCAUUCGUAUCCGACCCGUUCCAGACCAUGCUGUUCAAUGUCCCCAUCGGCUUCUCGCAUAUAAUCGCCGUUGCGGGGAGCGCGUACUUGUCGAUGCGUUGGAAACUCAAAGGUCCAGUCAUUGCACUUUUGUGCAUCCCCCCAAUUGUUGGGUGCAGCAUUUUGUUGUAUUUUACGCACGAGACAGAGAACAAGGCCGUACUAUUGGCUGGGUAUUUCUGCCUGUCCACUUACACUGGAAUCACACCCCUUAUAUAUUCCUGGUCUGCUCAAAACACUGCCGGUGACACCAAGCGCAAAUCAACGUCUGCCCUUGUCUUUAUCGGCGCCUCAGCCGGAAACAUUGUUGGACCCCUUCUCUAUUCUCCAGAGGAUGCCCCUGGAUACUCGUCUGGUCUUCGCGUUAAUCUAGGACUCUAUGUCAUGGUCAUGUGCCUUGUGGUUGGAGCUUCACUACACAUCAAACGGCUCAAUCUACAGCAUGGCCGGCGCAGAGUCGCCCUAGGGAAGAGCGCAGUUGUAGUUGAUAUGAGUCUUGAGACGGCGGAAGAGGUGGAACGAAUGGAGGUCAUGGAGAAUUCACAACACCAAGGAAGUGCCAGGGAGAUAGCCGACAAUGAAGCCGACAAUCCAUCUAGAGGGGAUGCGCUAGAGGAGGAUGGACAUGGAACCCAGCAGGGCGACAAGGCGUUCGGGGACGUUACAGACCUGGAGAAUGAGGACUUUUUGUUUGUGUUUUGA